This is a messenger RNA of Rosa chinensis, 1343 nucleotides long. RefSeq lists its product as uncharacterized. Gene Ontology annotation, biological process: protein ubiquitination. Gene Ontology annotation, cellular component: membrane. NCBI's taxonomy places the organism in Eukaryota, Viridiplantae, Streptophyta, Magnoliopsida, Rosales, Rosaceae. Bases 37 to 1014 code for a protein of 325 amino acids. The transcript is spliced from 10 exons. Gene Ontology annotation, molecular function: zinc ion binding; ubiquitin-protein transferase activity. The record is from RefSeq and is a predicted model, not a curated record.
CUUCCUUGUCUCUCAUUUAAUCUUUCCUUUUCCUACAUGGAAAUCAUUAUCUCUCUCUGCACUUUCCUUCUUGGUUUGGGCUUUGGCAAUUGUUCUAGUUGUUUUCCGGUCUCUGUUCUCGUUUGUGGGUGUGACGUCAUUGUCGUUAAUCUUCUAUUGUCAACUGUCUGCUCAAUUCUGUGUUGCAUUUUCUGCUUUCAAAGUUAUCUAUCUGUUAUUGAUUCUCAUUUUGCACAGAAGGGUUCAAUUCUGUACGGAUGCUUGCGUUGUUUGGACUGUGUUAAGAGGAUGGGGGAUCAUUUUGUGUUGUUGGUGGAUCGAUUGAUCACUGAAGCUUCCCUUGAAGAUGCUAUAGAGAGCAAAUAUCUGUUGCAGCACCCAACACAGAUAGCUAGCCACAAUAAUAUGGAUUCUUCCCAUAAAAUAGACGUGAAUACCCAGUCAUCUGCUAGAAACUUUGUAGAAUGUAGGAUUUGCCACGAUGAGGAUGAUGACUCAAACAUGGAAGCACCAUGUUCUUGCUGUGGUAGCUUGAAGUACGCUCACCGUAAGUGUGUUCAGAGGUGGUGCAACGAGAAGGGUGAUACAAUAUGUGAGAUUUGCCGCCAGCAAUUCAAGCCAGAUUAUACGGCACCACCUCCUCUAUUUCAUUACGGUGGUAUUCCAAUGAACUUCCGGGGGAAUUGGGAGAUUUCUAGAAGAGACUUGCAGAAUCCUGGAUUCCUAGCAAUGGUUACUACUGAUCUUGAGUACAUGAAUAACGACCUUGAUGUUGAAUAUUCAGCUCCCUCUUCGAGAAGCUUGCUAUGCUGCCGUAUAGUUGCUAUAACUUUUAUGGUUCUUCUGGUUUUACGCCAUAUGCUUCCAGUCAUAAUUAGUGGAGCUGGAGAGUACUCAUUGACACUGUUCACAUUAAUGAUGUUGAGAACAAUUGGGAUUCUUUUUCCAAUUUAUAUCUUGGUUAGAGCAUUCACUGCUAUCCAACGUCGACGACAACAACAGAAUCCCAGUUAAGAGGAUUCUCGAAUUUCUCUUGGUGCAUCAGAUGAAGAAAAUGACUUGGCAUAUCCGUCACGUUUUAUUCAAAUUCAAUAGCUGAUCUUUCACCUUCUUCCCUGGAGGCUGAAAAGAUCUCAACAAUCAUGACCUGCAAUAUAAGGAUGCAGAUGAAAACAGUGGAUGAAGAUACAUAUUGCCGUUGUUAUUUUGGGACAAUGUGCUAGAAGCAUCAAUCAUGAGCAAACCCUUUGGUUAUGAUUACUGCAUAUGGCAUACAGCAGUAUAUAAAUAUGUAUAUACAACUACAAAUUGGAUAUAAUGAAAGAAAAAAUUAUGACUACAAA